Choloepus didactylus (southern two-toed sloth) is the source of this 603-nucleotide messenger RNA. RefSeq names its product olfactory receptor 13C7-like. Gene Ontology annotation, biological process: G protein-coupled receptor signaling pathway. Gene Ontology annotation, cellular component: membrane. The transcript is spliced from 2 exons. The record is from RefSeq and is a predicted model, not a curated record. NCBI's taxonomy places the organism in Eukaryota, Metazoa, Chordata, Mammalia, Pilosa, Megalonychidae. Bases 1 to 603 code for a protein of 200 amino acids. Gene Ontology annotation, molecular function: G protein-coupled receptor activity; olfactory receptor activity.
AUGGAGAAGACCAAUCAAUCGUCUGCGACGGAGUUUGUUCUGGGGCUGUCUGGUCACCCAGAGCUGGAGGCCAUCUACUUUGCGCUGGUUCUGUGCAUGUACCUCGUGAUCCUGCUGGGAAACGGGGUCAUCAUCAUUGUAAGUGUCUACGACUCCCACCUGCACACCCCCAUGUACUUUUUCCUCAGUAAUUUAUCAUUCUUAGACAUUUGCUACACCAGUUCAUCUAUCCCCCUGUUUCUCAGCAGCUUCUUAACAUCAAAGAAAACCAUUUCCUUCUCUGGGUGUGGAGUGCAAAUGUUUCUGUGCUUGGCAAUGGGGGCGACGGAGUGUGUGCUGCUCUGCAUGAUGGCGUUCGACCGCUAUGUGGCCAUCUGCAACCUUCUGAGAUACCCCAUCGUCAUGAGCAGGGUUUCCUAUGUGCCCAUGGCUGCUGGGUCCUGGAUUGCUGGGGCUGUCAACUCUGCAGUGCAGACCUCCCUUGCAAUGCGACUUCCUUUUUGUGGGGAUAAUGUCAUUAAUCAUUUCACUUGUGAAGUCCUGGCAGUCUUAAAACUGGCCCGUGUUGAUAUCUUUGUCAAUAUUUUUAAGGUGAAAACUUAG